Messenger RNA from Cryphonectria parasitica EP155, 2160 nucleotides. RefSeq lists its product as uncharacterized. Gene Ontology annotation, biological process: S-adenosylmethionine biosynthetic process. Gene Ontology annotation, molecular function: methionine adenosyltransferase activity; ATP binding. Gene Ontology annotation, cellular component: cytosol. Bases 378 to 1574 code for a protein of 398 amino acids. The record is from RefSeq and is a predicted model, not a curated record. Lineage: Eukaryota; Fungi; Ascomycota; Sordariomycetes; Diaporthales; Cryphonectriaceae. The transcript has 3 exons.
CUUGGGUCUUCUACCGCCAUCUCCCUUCAAGAGGAGAACAAGAUUGGAUCCAUACCCCAGAGCCUUGGUAGCAGUCAAUAGUCUCCUGUACUGAAUUGUACUCCCCGCUUGUACAUCCGACGCCGAUUGAGCCCAAAUAAAUUCUCCCCCACCUGCAUGACAGCCCCUCUUCGUCUUUCUCCUCCUUCCCUACCACCUCUUCUUCAUCUCAACCUUCCAUCAUCUUGGGGAUUCUGCAUUGUUCUGUUUGCCUGUCGUCUCUGUAUUGUCUCUUAGUAUUUUCCUUCGUCUUUUGUGUCUUCUUCGACGCUCAGACUGCCAAAAAAAAAAGUUCUCCUUUCUUCACUCAAUUCCCACAUCCCCAACAACAAUACACAAUGGCCGCCAACGGUACCAACGGAGUCAAUGGCUCCUCCCACCACAACCAGGGAAGAUUUCUCUUCACCUCCGAGUCUGUCGGCGAGGGCCACCCCGACAAGAUCGCUGAUCAGGUCUCUGACUCAAUUCUGGAUGCUUGCCUGGCUGAGGACCCCCUCUCCAAGGUUGCCUGCGAGACUGCCACCAAGACUGGUAUGAUCAUGAUCUUCGGCGAGAUCACCACCAAGGCCAAGCUUGACUACCAGACCGUCGUCCGCAACGCCAUCAAGGACAUUGGCUACGAUGACUCCUCCAAGGGUUUCGACUACAAGACCCUCAACCUGCUGGUCGCCAUUGAGCAGCAGUCUCCCGACAUCGCCCAGGGCCUGCACUACGAGAAGGCUCUCGAGGAGCUCGGCGCCGGUGACCAAGGUAUCAUGUUCGGCUACGCCACCGACGAGACCCCUGAGCUCUUCCCCCUCACCCUGCUCCUCGCCCACAAGCUGAACGCUGCCAUGUCCGCCGCCCGCCGCGACGGCUCCCUGCCCUGGCUGCGGCCCGACACAAAGACCCAGGUCACCAUUGAGUACGAGCACGACAACGGUGCCGUCGUACCCAAGCGUGUCGACACCGUCGUCGUCUCUGCUCAGCACUCCGAGGACAUCACCACCGAGCAGCUGCGCAAGGAGAUCAAGGAGAAGAUCAUCAAGAAGGUCAUCCCCGCCCAGUACCUCGAUGACAAGACCAUCUACCACAUCCAACCCUCCGGCCUGUUCAUCAUCGGUGGUCCUCAGGGUGAUGCCGGUCUCACUGGCCGUAAGAUCAUUGUCGACACCUACGGUGGCUGGGGUGCCCACGGUGGUGGUGCCUUCUCCGGUAAGGAUUUCUCCAAGGUGGACCGGUCCGCUGCCUACGUGGGCCGCUGGGUCGCCAAGUCCCUCGUGGCUGCUGGCCUCGCUCGCCGCGCCCUCGUCCAGCUCUCCUACGCCAUUGGUGUCGCGGAGCCCCUGUCCAUCUUUGUCGACACCUACGGCACCUCCUCCAAGUCCAACGACGAGCUCGUGGAGAUCAUCCGCAACAACUUCGACCUCCGCCCCGGCGUCAUCGUCAAGGAGCUGGAUCUGGCCAAGCCUAUCUACUACCAGACGGCCAAGAACGGCCACUUCGGCACCAACCAGAGCUUCAGCUGGGAGAAGCCCAAGGCCCUCAAGUACUAGGCGCCUCGCAAUACAGCCGGAAAGAUUCAACGUCUUUCCCGCUUGCUUUUAACUACAUGACUUGACAGCAAAAGGCUCACGCGUUGAGCCGUUUUGCCUGGUACACAUUAAUGUUUUGAACGCAGGACAAGUGACGAAAAGAGGCGUUCGGUUCUCAACAAACCUGAUUUUGGGCGGUUCGACCCUGGGUAGGGUUAUUUUCAUCGAGAAUUUCUAACUAGGCGUUGCGAAGAAAUUUUGUUCGGGAUUGGUUCCGUCUAGCUUGGCUAUUCACAGAGGGAGAGAGAUCCAUUGGGAGCGGCGUCUUUCAACAGAGACAUGGCUGGCAUUUACAAGAUAAGAUACCACUCAACGGGGCAUUUACGAUCGGCGUUUUGGGGAAACAAAAGAAUUUCAACAUACUUUGCUUCCUGCGUGCCGAUGAAGCCUGAAGGGUACGGGAUGCAGUGGCUAGAGGAAGGUAGCGAAGUGGCUAGAGGAGGCUGUCGACCAUUUUGGUUCCGACGGCCUGAGACGGCACUUGCUUUAAUGGCUUGGGACUCGGAGAGUAUUUGGAAAUGACAAUAUACAAUCCAGGUCUGCCAAC